Molecule: messenger RNA, 3444 nt
Organism: Frieseomelitta varia
Lineage: Eukaryota; Metazoa; Arthropoda; Insecta; Hymenoptera; Apidae
Product: glutamine--fructose-6-phosphate aminotransferase [isomerizing] 2-like
Exons: 12
Coding region: 143-2245 (700 amino acids)
Biological process (GO): UDP-N-acetylglucosamine metabolic process; protein N-linked glycosylation; fructose 6-phosphate metabolic process
Molecular function (GO): carbohydrate derivative binding; L-glutamine:D-fructose-6-phosphate transaminase (isomerizing) activity
Source: RefSeq, a predicted model, not a curated record
GGAGCACGCUGUAGCGCGGCUCAGACCGUAACUCACGGUGGCUUAGAGCAACACGCAGUUGGCUAAGUGACGUCCACAUUGCUUUCCACUUUACGACCGAUCUUGUUACUUUACGUGGCCGGUGUUCGACGACAGGAGCAAUAUGUGCGGAAUUUUCGCGUACCUCAACUAUUUGACGCCGAAGAGCAGAAAGGAAAUUCUCGAAUUGCUAGUUGGUGGAUUAAAACGACUGGAGUAUCGAGGCUAUGACUCGGCAGGUGUCGCCCUUGACAGCGCCGAUGGCAAGGAUAUCUCGAUUAUUAAAAAGCAAGGGAAGGUCAAGGCGCUCGAAGAAGAGAUCUUUUAUCAUACCAAUAUCGACUUUGAAUCGAAGGUGUACAGCCACGUGGGUAUCGCACACACUCGUUGGGCGACUCACGGUGUUCCAUCUGAAGUGAAUUCGCACCCUCAGCGGUCCGACAGCGAACACGCCUUCGUUGUGGUGCACAAUGGUAUCGUGACAAACUACAAGGAAGUGAAGACGUUGCUUCAGCAAAGAGGCUACAGCUUCGAGAGUGAAACCGACACGGAAGUAAUUGCCAAGCUGAUCCAUCAUCUCUGGGUACAACAUCCGGCUUACUCGUUCCGCGAGCUGGUCGAGCAAGUUGUUCAACAACUGGAAGGUGCGUUUGCACUGUGCUUCAAGAGCAAGUAUUUCCCGGCUGAAUGCGUGGCGACGAGAAGAGGAUCACCGUUGCUCGUCGGUAUUAAGACAAAAACAAGAUUGGCCACCGAUCACGUGCCCAUCCUGUACGGAAAAGAUCAUCGUCCACAUGGUCGUACUGAGCUUCCAGUUAUGCCACGCAGCGAGAGUACUUCCGAGUUUCAGCCAUUGGAGGACAAAGAAGUGGAAUAUUUCUUCGCUUCUGACGCGAGUUCUGUGAUCGAACAUACGAAUCGUGUAAUAUUUUUGGAGGACGAUGACGUAGCUGCGGUGAAAGAGGGUGCUCUCAGCAUCCAUCGCCUUCGCCGAUGCAUGGACGAUCCCCAUGCAAGAGAAAUCACAACUCUGAAGAUGGAGAUCCAAGAGAUCAUGAAGGGUAACUACGAAUAUUUCAUGCAGAAGGAGAUCUUUGAGCAGCCUGAGUCCGUGGUGAAUACUAUGAGAGGUCGUUUGAACUUCAGAGACAACUCUGUUACGUUGGGAGGUAUCAAGGAUUACAUUCCGGAGAUCAAGAGGUGUAGACGCUUGAUGCUCAUUGGUUGUGGAACGAGCUACCACUCUGCCAUUGCUACCAGACAACUUUUGGAAGAAUUAACCGAGCUGCCAGUUAUGGUCGAAUUGGCUUCUGAUUUCUUGGACAGGAACACGCCAGUGUUUAGAGAUGACGUUUGUUUCUUCAUCUCACAGUCUGGUAAGAUACAUUUGACUUUUCGAUUGAUUUGUGUAUGUGAAAUUUAUGAUUGUUGUUUUAUUAUUUGCUUCGUAGGUGAGACAGCAGACACGUUGAUGGCUUUGCGUUAUUGCAAAGGACGUGGAGCUCUGAUCGUUGGCAUCACCAACACGGUGGGAAGUAGUAUCUGUCGUGAAUCACAUUGUGGUGUUCACAUAAACGCCGGUCCGGAGAUUGGUGUCGCGAGUACCAAGGCUUACACCUCCCAGUUCAUUUCUCUCGUUAUGUUUGCUUUGGUUAUGAGCGAGGACAGAAUCUCUCUUGGUAGUCGACGUCAAGAGAUUAUCGAAGGACUGAAGAAUCUGGAUAAUCUCAUUCGCCAAGUUCUUCAACUUGACGACAAAGUCAAAGAACUGGCCAAGUCUCUAUUUCAACAUAAAUCGCUGUUGAUCAUGGGUAGAGGCUAUAACUUCGCUACGUGUAUGGAAGGAGCUCUGAAAGUUAAAGAAUUGACGUAUAUGCAUAGCGAAGGUAUUAUGGCAGGUGAAUUGAAACACGGCCCACUGGCGCUCGUUGAUGAUUCAAUGCCAGUGAUAAUGAUCGUCAUGAGGGAUCCAGUCUACGUGAAAUGCAUGAACGCUCUACAACAGGUUACAGCAAGAGACGGCAAGCCGAUCGUUAUCUGCGAGGAAGGGGACGAAGAAACGAAAAUGUUUGCAGACCGAGUUCUUGAAGUGCCUAAAACAGUAGAUUGCCUUCAAGGAAUCCUCACAGUCAUUCCAAUGCAACUUCUAUCUUUCCAUAUCGCGGUUCUUCGCGGGUGUAACGUCGAUUGUCCGAGAAAUCUGGCGAAAUCGGUCACGGUCGAAUAAAACGUCAACAACAAUCAUCAGGAACGCAUUUAUCCAAACGCAGUUGUUCAUUUGAAACUCCGACGACUUACUGUGAGAAGAUGUCUUUAUUAUAACUACUGCGAAUAUAUAUAUAUAGCAGGGACACAGGAAGAAACAAUUUUCAAAAUACGCCGUGAUAUUCUCGUGAUAACAUGAAAAUUAUCAUCGACUAUAUUUAAUACGUUUCUAAGUACUUAGUAAUUAUAGGGCUCGUGUUACAGUAUGAGUAGAAUAGAUGCAGUUUCUUAUGUACGCUCGAGAGCGUGUUUAGCAAGUAUGUAUUUAGAAACUAUUUAGAUUAGCCAUUUGGACCAUCGUUAAUCUAUAUAUUUAAUCUUACAGUUUACUUUAGAGAAAGAAACUCAACGAAGACGUUCCUUACGUGGAAUUACAUUAAACAAGCUCCCAAUGAUUCCAUGUGCAUUUAACGGUUGUACGUAUUCAUAUCAAUUGAUAAGAAACGAGUGGAAGAGAACGCAACGCUUUUCAGAUCGUAGAUCAAUUGUGAUUUUAUCUCUUUAUGAUCAAGUAUAAGAUUAAGACUGCGAUAGAAAGAAAAAAAAGAAAAACUGUAUCGUGAGCUCCAUGAUAUUUACAUGUGAUUGCUCUAGAAAGUGUUCCCAUGCGUGUGGGAUGUGUGUAUCUCGUAGAUCUCAAUCGAGAUAGAAAAAAGCAACCGUAAUGGAUAUAGAAGAUUAGAUAAUCAUCAGAAACGCAAGCAAUUUAUGAAUACGAUGACCUCCAUGGUUAUCGCUUCAUGGUGUUUAUUGUAUACUUUCAGAAAUUUGUAUUUUGUACAGUAUUUAAAAGAGAUAUUGGAAAUUUGAUACUCUCUCUUCAAGUUUUGCUAUGAAAGAUAUAUUGACAACUUAUAUGCGCGAAUUUUGUUACCGAUGUGAUAUAUACAUAUGCACGUUCAAGUUGAAACAAAAUUGUUGUAUAAAGACGGACUUUACUAAAUGAUAAUUUUUGAGAUUUAUAGGGUAGUCUUAUAUUUUUGCUGUUGAAAGUUUUCCAUUUGUCGGACUCGGUAUAAUCAAGGAAUAAAUUUUUAUAUGGAUUAGUCGAGGUGUUGGAGACGCGAACGUUUAUAAUUUUGCCUAUAAAGUCGUAUGUAAUAUCUUCCGCAAUAUAUCUAGCGAUAAAUAAACUUUUAGAAAAUAUAAAUACAAAUAUAU